AUGCCGCCUCAUCGUUUUGGUCUCACGAUACUGGCUUUGGCCGGUGUCAUAAGUGGUGCAUCCAGCUUGCAGACUUACCCCAUACCCGAUGAGGUCAAACAGUCAACUUCUUACACAAUCAACGUACGCAAGCCAGAUGGAGAGUGGCAACCGGUAUCUACAUAUCUCGUGAACCUCCAUGAGAUCAACAUCACGACCGGAUCUGCGAUGGUCCACCCCAGCUCACUGGCCAUGUUCGAUUUUGAUAACGACGUGGAAAUCUCAGUCACUUACAAUUCUGGAGACAUCACGAUUCCUCGCAUUCGGCCAGACUCCUAUGAUAUCACUCCGAACAGUCAAGGAAACUCCCUGAGCUUCAAUCUGACCAAGCCUACGGAUAUCCUAAUUCAAACCACCAACUCAGUCUUUGAUGUUCUGCACAUAAUCACCAACCAUAUUCCCAAAGGCCUCCCGUCCAAAGAUGAUCGAAGCAUCAUCUACUACGGCCCUGGUUAUCACACGCUGAACUCGACUCUCAAUAUCACCUCCGGCCAAACCCUUUACCUAGCUGCAGGGGCAGUUCUGAAUGCCGCUGUUUCUCUUGAUAACGCCACUUCAGCAUCCAUCCGCGGCCACGGUAUACUCUACCGCACACCCGUGGGAGCCAUAUCAGCACAGUGGUCGAAGAACAUCACCAUCGAGUCCAUCACCGUCCUCAAUCCGACUCACUACACUUUCAACGCUGCUGAAGCAGAAGACGUGACCAUUCGCAAACUUCGCUCCUUCAGUGCAACUCAGUGGGGCGAUGGCAUUGAUCUAUACAGUAGCAAGAACAUCCUUAUCGACGGAGUCUUUAUGAGAAAUUCGGAUGACUGUGUCGCGCUGUACAAUCAUCGCAAUGACUGGUACGGCGACAGCGCCAAUAUCACCAUCCAGAACGCAGCUUUGUGGGCAGAUGUGGCACAUCCUAUCAACAUUGGCACCCAUGGUAACUCUAUCAACCCCGAGACCAUGUCAGACAUCACAAUCCGUAACAUCGACAUCAUGGACCACCGCGAAUUUCAGAUGGGAUACCAGGGCGCCAUCGCAAUCAACCCAGGGGACAGCAACCUCGUUAAAAACAUUCUGAUUGAAAAUGUUCGUGUUGAGAAUUUCAGAAUGGGCCAGGUCAUCACCAUGAUGGUGAUGUACAACCAGAAGUACAAUACAUCACCUGCCGCGGCAUCUCCAAUGGAUCUGGUGUACACUGGAGAAAACGCAAACAUGGCUAUAAUGACUGGUUUUAAUGAGACUCGUAGCGUUGAGUUCGUAAGGUUCGAGAACCUUGUCAUCAACGGAUUGAGAGUCAGUGACAGCAUGAAGAAGCCCGGUUGGUACAUGACUGCCGACUUUGUACCGAUGUAUGUAAAUGAGCAUGUGCGGAACUUGACCUUCAUCUGA
Colletotrichum chrysophilum is the source of this 1419-nucleotide messenger RNA. RefSeq lists its product as uncharacterized. The record is from RefSeq and is a predicted model, not a curated record. NCBI's taxonomy places the organism in Eukaryota, Fungi, Ascomycota, Sordariomycetes, Glomerellales, Glomerellaceae. The transcript has 2 exons. Gene Ontology annotation, molecular function: polygalacturonase activity. The coding region runs from base 1 to 1419 and encodes 472 amino acids. Gene Ontology annotation, biological process: carbohydrate metabolic process.